Messenger RNA from Chionomys nivalis (European snow vole), 774 nucleotides. It is a transcript of the gene Tmem256, whose product is annotated as transmembrane protein 256. The record is from RefSeq and is a predicted model, not a curated record. Lineage: Eukaryota; Metazoa; Chordata; Mammalia; Rodentia; Cricetidae. The transcript has 4 exons. The coding region runs from base 379 to 717 and encodes 112 amino acids.
UAGGUGGUGCUUAGAAAUCCGUGGAGCGGCCCCUUUUGAGGAGUGGGUCUGGUUUGAAGCUGAACGGGAGGAGCCUGAGGGAAAAGGGGCGGAACUUUGUGUGGGGACCGAUAUCUUUGCAAAUUAGCUGGAGGUGUGGGGUUGGGGUGUCGAAGGGGCGAUCAACUUGGAAAGUGGGCCAACCCGUGACGCAAAUCCCUUAGUCCCGCCCACAACCUCGCCUCCCACUGCUCCGCUCCUCUGCUCCUAAUUGGCUCUAGUUUCUCCGCCCGCCAGACGUCUUCUCCACUCAGCACAAGUUUUACAAAGGUGUAUAUAGGAGGAACCGGGACACUAAAUGAACACAGCCCUGAUUGGGCACUUUUGAACCUUAUUUGCAUGGGCAAGCUGGAUUGGCUGACUUCUUGGGUGGCCAGGGCGGUGUUGGUUCCGCGCGUGACCACCCACAGCUAUGGCCGUGGCGCCCAAUUUCCGGAUGCCUACGGGAAGGAGCUCUUUGACAAGGCCAACAAGCACCAUUUUUUGCACAGCCUGGCCCUGUUAGGGGUGCCCUAUUGCAGAAAACCCCUCUGGGCAGGAUUACUGCUAGCUUCUGGAACUACCUUAUUCUGUACCAGCUUUUACUACCAGGCUCUGAGUGGAGACACUAGCAUCCAGACCGCGGGUCCUGUCGGGGGGAGCCUGCUGAUCUUGGGCUGGCUUGCCUUGGCUUUGUGAGGUCUCCUGUUUAGUUGUCCUGUCCUGGACUUUCUGUGUAACUGUGUGUGUUUGGGG